AUGGCAGAAUCGGAAAAUCAUGGAAACUGGCUUGUCUGUGCAAUGACCAUUGUAUGGGUUUGGUCGACGUUGAUUUUCUUCGUUCGUGUUUGGGCAAAAGUCACUGCCAAACGCUGGGGUGCUGAAGACUAUACGAUAUCCGUUGCGUUUUUGGUCUCUACAAUGGAUAUUGUGCCGAUAAUGUCAGCAAUUCAUCGAGGAUACGGUCUGCCAAUGGAUCUAAUUCCACCCGAGGAUCAACUUGUAGUUACACAGUCUCUCUACGCCAGUCAGCAGCUCUACAUCUUCGCCUUGGGACUUUCCAAGAUAUCUACGGCACUCUUUGUCAUACACUUGGCGUAUUCGGGUCCCCAGAUUAGACCAGGUUAUGUUCUGGUAGGGGUCACCGCGAUAUGGACAGUAGGCUCUAUGCUUGUAGUCGCCUUGAGAGGCCACCGGCGCCAUCCGUGGCAAACGCUGGAUGGAACGACAACCAUGUAUAUCCGGUGGAUCGUCGUAGAGGCUACCGGUCUCAUUAUCGAGUUUCUCUUGAUCCUGCUGUCCCUGAGCCUCGUUAGCAGCUUGCAACUCAAGGCACAAAAGCGCCUUGUCAUCUUGUCUGCUUUCGCUGCUCGCUUAUUGCUGAUUCCUCUCGUUGCUGCGCGGCUCUGGUUACUCUCGCCAGGCGUCAACUCGAAUCCGACUGACACGAGCAUUGUACCGAGCAUAAUCACCCAAGCCACACUGCAUUUCUCUGUCCUGUCCGCAUCCAUCACAUCGCUUCGCCCCUUUUUGCGAACAUUUCAUAUGGACUACAAAUGGGACAGCAAAGUGACGUCAAAGCGCAACUACUCCUCCACGGGGUAUACGACAACAGGGCCCUCGGCAAAAAAUGUCUAUGGAACUUCUUCACAGAGCGGUCAGGCUGAUAGACACUGGGCGGACGACUUCACGGAUCCGUCUGGCACAGACGCCCAUUUCCUAAACAGGCCAUCGACAGGAGGCACCGCGAGAAACAACGAUGGCAUAAUAGCGUGGGCACAUGUCGACGAGAUCCAAAUGCGCCCGCCGUUCCCGGCAAAGGCAAUGGUCAUUCGGAAGACGGUGGAUUGGACAGUGGAGUACGAGCCAAAUACCAAUUUCUGA
Metarhizium brunneum ARSEF 3297 is the source of this 1125-nucleotide messenger RNA. RefSeq lists its product as uncharacterized. NCBI's taxonomy places the organism in Eukaryota, Fungi, Ascomycota, Sordariomycetes, Hypocreales, Clavicipitaceae. The record is from RefSeq and is a predicted model, not a curated record.